Messenger RNA from Alexandromys fortis (reed vole), 553 nucleotides. RefSeq names its product guanylate-binding protein 6-like. Gene Ontology annotation, molecular function: GTPase activity; GTP binding. NCBI's taxonomy places the organism in Eukaryota, Metazoa, Chordata, Mammalia, Rodentia, Cricetidae. The transcript is spliced from 3 exons. The annotation marks the transcript as partial. The record is from RefSeq and is a predicted model, not a curated record.
GGAGACCCUAAGAAUGACUCUUGGAUCUUUGCCCUGGCUGUGCUUCUGAGCAGCACCUUAGUCUACAACAGCAUGGGAACCAUCAACCAACAGGCCCUGGAGCAACUGCAUUAUGUCACAGAACUCACUGAGCUGAUCAGGACAAAGUCUUCCCCAAGUACUGAUGGAAUAAAGAAUUCCACAGAGUUUGUGAGUUUCUUCCCAGACUUCAUCUGGGCUGUUCGGGAUUUCAUGCUGGAGCUGAAGAUAGAUGGAGAGAGCGUCACGGAGGACGAGUACCUGGAGAAUGCACUGAAGCUGAUCCCAGGUGACAAUCCCAGAAUCCAAGCAUCCAAUCUGUCCAGGGAGUGCAUCAGACGUUUCUUCCCUAAACGGAAAUGUUUUGUCUUUGACCAACCAACAUGUGACAAAGCACUCUUACGCAAGCUUGAUACUAUCUCAGAAGAACAACUGGAUCCUAUGUUCCUGGAACAAACGAGAGCUUUUGUUUCUUACAUCUUCACCCAUGGAAAGAUCAAGACACUCAGAGAGGGAAUUAAGGUCACUGGGAAUC